CCAUUGUUUUCACCACAAAGAGAGCAAUAAAAAGAAAGGGGUAAAAAUGGUGGUGAAGGUGUACGGACCAGACUACGCUUCUCCGAAGAGAGUAAUCCUUUGUUUGAUCGAGAAAGAGAUCGAUUACGAGACUGUCGAUGUUGACGUCUUCAAAGGGGAGCACUUGUCUCCUCAGUAUCUCAAGCUGCAGCCUUUUGGAGUUCUUCCUGUUAUUGAGGAUGGAGACUACAUAUUAUAUGUUGUGUGCAGAAUCAAGGGCUAUCAUCAGGUACUAUGCUGAGAAAUAUAGGUCUCAAGGUAGUGAGCUAUUAGGUAAAACAAUAGAAGAAAGAGGCCUAAUAGAGCAGUGGCUAGAUGUCGAGGCGCACAACUUCCAGCCACCGCUGUACGACCUUGUAGUUCAACUCUUGUUUAACCCGAAAACUGGUGUUGCAUCUGAUCCAAAACGCAUCCAAGAAGACGAGGAGAAACUUGCAAAGACUUUGGAUGUGUAUGAAGAGAGGCUGUCGGUGAGCAAAUACUUGGCGAGCGACACCUUUAGCCUGGCGGACCUCAGCCACAUCCCCAUCAGUAACUACUUGGUGACCACUCUCAAAAAAGACUACUUGAUUCGGGACAGGAAGAAUGUGAGCAGAUGGUGGGAUGAUAUUAGUAGCAGGCCAUCUUGGAAGAAGGUGCUUGAGCUCCAUCCACCGGUACUCUAGUUCUUCUGUUAUAAAAUGUGUCGCAUCCUAUCUUAUACAUAAACGGCGCUAGCAGUGAAGCCGGGGAUGGGAAGGUAGUCUGAAAUAAGUGAGAUGUAUUUGUGUCUUUUGUUUUGAUUUGAUGGAACUAGUGUGUGUUGUUGUUGUGAUGAAUAAACAUCCUUUUUAGGACCUUUUUGCUUUUA
This is a messenger RNA of Salvia hispanica, 889 nucleotides long. RefSeq names its product glutathione S-transferase F9-like. The record is from RefSeq and is a predicted model, not a curated record. Gene Ontology annotation, molecular function: glutathione binding; glutathione transferase activity. Gene Ontology annotation, cellular component: cytoplasm. NCBI's taxonomy places the organism in Eukaryota, Viridiplantae, Streptophyta, Magnoliopsida, Lamiales, Lamiaceae. Gene Ontology annotation, biological process: glutathione metabolic process.